AUGGAGCUUCGACGGCAGACAUUCUACCUCUGGCUCGCCAAUGUUUGCGCGGUUCUCCUUGUGUCGCUGCUGCACGAUUUCAGAGGGAUCGAGUUCUACAUCAACGACUCGGAGCACAGCGCGAUACUCACCUUCCUCGCCCUACUGGUGGCGUUCCGGUGCCAGCAAGCUUACGAACGUUGGUGGGAAGGGCGCAAACUGCUUGGCUCACUCAACAACGCGUCGCGCAGCUUGGCGUCCCUCGCAGCCGCGUGGGUGACCGACGCCAACCGGCGCGAACGCAUCAUCAUGCGGACGAUCGUCUUUUUCUGGUUCGUCAUCGACACGUUGCGCGCCGAGUUCGCCGACGAGGCGCGCGAGCAGCAGGCGACGGCAGCGCCAGCGCCCCGGCUCGGCCUGUGGGAGAUCGCAGUCGACGAGCAGCUCAAGGCGGCCGCGCUCGUCGAUGCGCUCGGCGGCAGCGAGCGGAUCGCGCGGACGCCGAUGCCGCGCGGGCCACACGCGAUGCUCCGCGUCUUCUCGGCGGUCUGGAUCUUCACUUUCCCGCUCGCGAUCUCGGACGAGUAA
Messenger RNA from Emiliania huxleyi CCMP1516, 567 nucleotides. RefSeq lists its product as hypothetical. NCBI's taxonomy places the organism in Eukaryota, Haptophyta, Isochrysidales, Noelaerhabdaceae. The record is from RefSeq and is a predicted model, not a curated record. Bases 1 to 567 code for a protein of 188 amino acids. Gene Ontology annotation, molecular function: chloride channel activity. The transcript is spliced from 4 exons.